AUGAAUACAUAUCAAAAGAACCUCAAAAGCAACCCCCUAGGCCAGUGGUGCAACGUCCCCAGGUGCGAUGGACAGCCUCCACAGGAUUUUUACAAAGCCAAUUUUGGUGCAGCUCUCUUUGAUAGCAGUAACAUGGCAGGUAUAGGAGUGGUGAUUAGAGACUAUAAUGGAAAUGUUAUUGGUGCUGUGAGUCAGAAAAUAGCUUUGCCACAAUCCAUAGAACAUGCAGAGGCACUUGCAGCAUCUCGGGCUGUGGCUUUUGCAAAGGAACUCAGCUUAUUCGAAGUAAUAUUUGAGGGAGAUUGUUUACGGAUAAUAAAAGCUAUUAACACCAAGGAGCCUUGUCAUACCCUGUUUGGCCAUAUCAUUGAGGAAAUAUGGAGUUUGAGUUCCUCUUUAAGGACGUAUAGCUUCCAACAUGUAAGAAGAGAGGGCAACAAUUUGGCACACGCCUUAGCUAGACAAGCAGUUGUAUUUGCAGAUACUGAUGUAUGGGUAGAAGGACUACCCUUGGAUUUGGAUGAUGUAUUCAAUCUUGAUUUAGUUUAA
This is a messenger RNA of Quercus lobata, 549 nucleotides long. RefSeq lists its product as uncharacterized. Lineage: Eukaryota; Viridiplantae; Streptophyta; Magnoliopsida; Fagales; Fagaceae. The record is from RefSeq and is a predicted model, not a curated record. The transcript has a single exon. Gene Ontology annotation, molecular function: RNA-DNA hybrid ribonuclease activity; nucleic acid binding. Bases 1 to 549 code for a protein of 182 amino acids.